Molecule: messenger RNA, 460 nt
Organism: Hydractinia symbiolongicarpus
Lineage: Eukaryota; Metazoa; Cnidaria; Hydrozoa; Anthoathecata; Hydractiniidae
Product: 39S ribosomal protein L54, mitochondrial-like
Exons: 1
Coding region: 70-390 (106 amino acids)
Cellular component (GO): mitochondrial large ribosomal subunit
Molecular function (GO): structural constituent of ribosome
Source: RefSeq, a predicted model, not a curated record
AGUUAUUUCGUUUUGUAUGUGUGCUUCUGCUUUGACGUUUAUUAUUAUUCACUUUCUAGGAUAAGUGUAAUGUUUUGUCGGCUUUUAUUCCGACGUUGUAUAAACGAAACAAACGACGUGCUAACGAUAUUCAGGACGUCAUCGUGUCGGCGUUAUUCAACAGAGACUAGUCUCCCAACCACUUGUCCUGGAGCAAACUAUAAAAAGGAUGGGGAAGAGGUUGUCUUAAAAGCCGACUGCGAGUACCCUGAUUGGUUGUGGAAGUUGGGUGGUCCGAAAAAAGACUUUAAGGACAUGUCACCGGAGCAGGACGGCAAGUCGUAUUACAGACGGUUGAGAAAAAUGACGAUACGUCACCAAAAUCUAGUGCGGAAGCAGAGAAAGUUUUAGCAGUGAUGUUUUGUAGUUGUACAUGGUUGCUAUAUUUAUAUUCUACGAAAAUGUCUUUUUAUAAUAAUUU